Messenger RNA from Dreissena polymorpha, 2594 nucleotides. RefSeq lists its product as uncharacterized. The record is from RefSeq and is a predicted model, not a curated record. Lineage: Eukaryota; Metazoa; Mollusca; Bivalvia; Myida; Dreissenidae. The transcript has 5 exons. The coding region runs from base 215 to 1720 and encodes 501 amino acids.
CAUGAACAAGCGAUAACGUGAGUGCGUUCAAACAAAUAAAUGUACUCAAUGUAAAAGCCAAAUACCACAAUAACAAUAACAAUUGACUUCAUAAAACAGAAUAAUAGAAAUAAUCGCAGUCAGUGCACUAUAGAUUUAUAGGUACACAUGUGUUCGGCUGAUAACGCAGUAACACGACGGGAUGAUACGAUAACAUUUUUAAACUGUUAAAAAAAUGGCGGCGUCAACACGGAAGUCAAAAUGGACUGAAACAAACGAAGUACUGUUCGAUAUUCUCAAAGAAGCCGAUUUACCAUUAGAAGUCAAGGUGUAUGAUGAAUAUGCUAAUCACACAGUUGACUCGGAUUUAAUAAAUUUGUCGGACAGCAAAUUGUUGAUUGUGUGUCGAAAAUCGCUCUCCUUCGCAAGGGUUCACAUUUUAGAAUCAGAAUUCUUUGAUGGGAUACCUAUAGAGCAACGAAAUGACUUUGAAACUAUUGCCGAAAGGGCCAACUAUGUUGGAAAAGAAUAUUACAUUCCAAUGAAAUAUCACAGACGUUUGCAAACGGAUACCAUGAUACAGCCUACAAAUAUGAGAUCUGGACGAUUGACGUUUACCAAUACCAAGAGGACCGCGACAGUUAACAAAGAUGGCACUUACACACGUCUCAUUCACUGUCUACAAGCCCUCAAAGAUGAGAAAAUUUGCCCCUUAGCUUUUUCGUUCGUCAACCCAGAGCCCGAAGAUGUUGUUCAUUUUGAUGACGAAAAAGCAGGGAAUGCGUAUAUAUUUGCGCAAGGUCCAUUAGCAUAUUUGGGAUGUAUUGAUAUUCCAUAUGUUAUUGCUUGGAAACGAGAGCCUGGGUACAAGUCGUACAGUACUGUUCUUAUACCUGAGAGCAUGUGGAAAGAUGUUCGAGUAAAACGGAGAGUUGUGUCGGAUGCAACGACAAACAUGGAAAUAACGACCCGCAGAUACCAGAUGUGUCAGAAUAUUGAUUUUGUUGAGACUCGCUUAUAUUGCGUUGAUACGGACUUUCAGUACCCAAUUAUUCUGAGAAGUCCGGAUAUGUUUAAAGUGAUCCGUACUGGAAGCGCAUUAAAACAACGGUGUCGAGUUCCAUACCGAGAAUCAUCCGAAGAAGAACAAGAAGAAGAAGAAGAAGAACUAAAUGAGAAUCCUACUGAACAACCAUCUGUAGUAGGCGACACAUACGAAGAACGGCAUAAAUAUAAAAUGAAAUCACAUGUAAAAUCGGACCAUGGGGAAAAAUCGACCAUUACAGCGGAUUAUGACUUUACUGAGGCGUACAAUCGAAUAGAUCUUGACAAACGUUACGUCGUCAUAUUCACAGAUAAGGAAAAGCCACUCGCUGUCAGCUCUAGUGAUAACUAUGAAAGAAAAACUCCCGAAACUUGGGUCAUUAAUUUUGAUCCAUUAUCUGAAAAGGAGAAAGAAGAAAUUGAGAUCCCGGGAAAAUCCGAUGAAGAUUUUUAUGCAUUGACUGUUUUAAAGCUGUGCUAUCUGCUAUGUUUCUGUGGACUGCUCGAUGUUGCCAUGGUUUGUUAUCGGCAUAAACUGGACGGGGAGUUCUUCAGGAUGGCAAAACAAGACGUCAUUUUGAACAAACCGUUUUCUCUCUCUGAACUGGAAAAGGUGAAAUUUGACCAAAUUAUUCAAGGGUGGCGGCCGAAGGUGAAAGACAGCGUUUCUACUGCGCAUGUAACAUACCAGUUUUAAGCGUAAACACCCAAAGAUAGCCGAAUACUAGUUCUAAUCAAUUCGUGACACAGUUUGAGAAUUUGUCAAGAUAAUUUUAACAGACAACUUCUCAAAACAACUAAAAUAAGUACAGGUGACAAGUAACACAACUUGUGUUAAGGCUGUGAUACUCAGUAAUAUCAUAUGACCGUUGAUACAAAAAAUAUAGUCAUGUCUGCAUUGGUGUGUUACGGCUUCUCCCUUGCAUGUGAGAUUAUUAUUAUUAUUUGAAGUAUAUCAUGCUAAGGCUUAUAAAAAAUUCAAAAAGCCAGAGAUAUAGUUGAUAAGUGUAAUUAUGUUUUUCACCGCGACAUAAAAUAUCGCAAUAUCAAUGCAUCCAAUACGAAGCUCGCGAUUUGCAAUUCUAUACUGGCUUCGCUAUCUGCAUAUGUAUCGCGUCAUUUUGCGUCGUUUAUUAUCUGUAAUCACUAAAAAAAUCUUCUUAAAAAAGAGUGUCAUUAUGAUAGUUUCGCAUAUGUGAAACAAGUCAAUAAGGUCGCGCUAUACUAAUACAAAUAAAUCCUAAUGUAAUUAAAUGUGAAACAUUCCAGUUUUGCAGAAAAUAAAGUCAAUAUUUUGCAAGCUGGGACACCCAUAACCAUAUAUUUUCUUAAAGAGCUUUCUAAGUUUAAUGCUUUUAAGAAAAAAAAGGCAUGUCAUUUGGUGUGCAAAAAUGAAAUUUAUACGAUUAUAAUUCCCUUUUUGUAACGUUUUUUUAUCGGCUUCUUUUUAAUUCAUUGUAAAUCGCGUUUCUCGCAAGUCUCCUCUAGGAACUUGUUCUUUCGUUCUUUUGUUGUCACUGACAGUCGAUGUAUUACUUUCAACCAUUUUCUAAUAAAUUAUCAGACAAUAA